GUUUUCUACCUGAAUAAGUCCUGGCCGGGAAAACGGACGAACUGUUGACAAACUACAAAACCCACCAUGCAGUAUUGUAUAUCCUAGUUACGGCAAACAAACCGGGGAAAAUCUGUUGGUGAAUUAACCGUAUAUGUUUCUGAAGUGCAUUUAGUAAAAAAAAAAAUCAUAUCUCUAUUAAUAAGCGAAAAAUGGAGGAGUCGAAAGAUGACUGCGGAACGAAGGCGUUUGUGAAAGGACUCACGUUGGGAGUGACUCGUAUACUGGAGAGUCUUCCAGGUGUUCAAGAUGUGAAAUUUGUCCCACGAGAGCCAGCAGAGAGACACAGGUUGCUGUCCUGGGAGCAGAGGCAUAACUGCAUACUACCUGAUGACCUCAAGGAUUUCUACCUCACCCUGGAUGGCUUUCAUCUUACUUGGAGUGCAAAAUUUGAAGGCAUUUCUGUCCCUGUAGGCUCAAUGGUGAUAAACAGUUUAUCUUAUCUGAAGUUUCUUAGUGAGAACUCUUUAUACAGUCUGCCAAAUGCUCCCACUCUUAUGGAUCUGGAAGCUGAAUCAGAUGGAGAAGGAAUGGAUAACCAUCCAGAGAAGCCACAUUUUGAUUACAGAAGCCGGAUAUUUGAGCUAGAUUCCUGCAGUGGAAAUGGAAAAGUGUGCCUUGUAUAUAAGAAAACACAACCAGGGGUGUUAGCUAAGCAAUGUGAAGUGUGGUUCCUAGAUAGAGCACUUUACUGGCAUUUCCUCACGGAUUCAUUUACGGCCUAUUAUCGAAUUAUGAUUACUCACUUGGGUCUACCAGAAUGGCAGUAUAGGUUCACAAGUUAUGGACCUGGACCAAGGGCAAAGCAGUGGUCAUGUCUUUACCAACCCCUAACAUCAACUUGUGAAUUACAGACUGGAGUAUCAGCCCUAAACCAAUUUGACCCAAAUAAAGCAUUCCGGAGCAAAACAAAGCCACAAGUGUCGAAGAAGAAGCCCCCAACUCAGCAUAUUGGAGCUCCACAAAAAACAACUGUGGCAUCCACUGUGGGAAGGAUCACAGCUCCCCGAAAGUAAUGCCUGAAUGUGCUGUUUUAGAGGGGAAUUGCUCUUAAUCAUUAUAAACUCCUCGUAAUGCUAACUGACUAAACAUUAUUUGAAUUAAUUACGUACUUAAACUCCUAGACUCUUUUUUAAAGCUUGUAAUUUAUUUUUGUGUUUAUUUGCUUAUUUAUUAAAUACAUCAGAAAAAAAGAGAAUGCUAUAAUAUUUAUCAUUAUUCCAGGCCUUUCCAUAGUAUUUUUGUAGAAUUUAUUAUUUUACAAUUUUUGAAAAGAAAUGCUGUAAGAGCACAUUUUCUGCUUUUAUAUGACACUCUGUUCUGUGACUUGUGCAUAUGGACUACUCCCCUGUACACAUGUCAAAAAGUUAUUUUUUAUUCUUCAAAAGCAAAGAGAAAGAUCUGUACUUGGGCUUUUUUCUUUAAUAUGUUUCUUCUGCUGCUCAACUGAAGGGUGAUGCAUUUCAAUGAACACUUUGUAGAUUAGGACUCCAAUCACACUGCCAAACAUUGGUGCAACAACAGGGAUCCACCACCAGUUAUUUCCUGCACUGUAGAGAGAAAAUGCAAAAUACAUAUAAGAUGUAUAGUUUAGUCAGCUCUUCUCAUUUAAGCCCUUGCAACAAGGAUCACAAUUAAAGAACACAAAAGGUUCUGGUGACCACAGGCUUUGAAUAAGAAAUUAAUGAUUGGAGAAACAAGUUAGGCAAGGGAGGAUGAGUAGUUCUUUCACUAGACAGGGACUGAAUCCAAUGGAAGAGAGAUUUUUGUUCUCUUAAUAAAAUACAAUUAAGUAGCCUUUCAAAUGAUAAAAACUUAGAAAGUAAAAGUAACAAUUUUCAGAUACCAAGCAUCUAUAUAUAAGCCAUAGAUUGUUUCUCUAAUUUCACAGCAUUAUUGUGAGUUAAGUUUAACAAGAUGUUUAAGUAAGGGCCAGAAAUCAUACUCUUCAGUUUAUUUUGUGGAACUCUGCCUACACAAAAUUAAUUCCAGAUAGUUUGACACAGUAGAGCAUGCAGUAGUAUUUUAAUCCUUGACCUGGACAUUGCCUUUAUGGAGUCUGCCUGUGUUCUCGUAUGUUUGUUCUGGUUAUGCUCCUCACAAAUCUAAAACGCAUUCAACUUAUGUUAAUUGGAACUGGUCCUCUUUUCUAUAGUACUGUAUUCCCCCAUAACUUAGAUAUAAAAUUAAAACAAUAGAAUAUAAUUCAAUGAAAACAAAAUAGUGUCAUUAUGAACA
Molecule: messenger RNA, 2277 nt
Organism: Polypterus senegalus (gray bichir)
Lineage: Eukaryota; Metazoa; Chordata; Cladistia; Polypteriformes; Polypteridae
Gene: tpgs2
Product: tubulin polyglutamylase complex subunit 2
Exons: 7
Coding region: 192-1055 (287 amino acids)
Biological process (GO): protein polyglutamylation
Source: RefSeq, a predicted model, not a curated record